CCCCAACACUAGAUGGCAGUAGCUUUAGCUGAUGGCCGUCAGUAAAAUCCGCCUUCCGUUUACAUUGACAAUAAUGAACACCCGGCAUUAUUUUGUGUGAUUUUUAUUUGCGAAAUAUGUGAAUAUGGCACCGAAUUCUGGGGGGAGAAUGUAUCACGGUCGGACUAUAAGAAGUCGAGAAGCCGGCGGAAGCUAAGUAACGACGUUAAAAUGCGACCUUUAACUGAAAAUGAGCAAGCGUCAUGAUUAAAUGUCUUCCUGAAGAGGUCCGGUUGAAACUUCGCUCCGGUGUCGCCAUCCCUUCUUUCCAACAAUGCGUGGAGGAGCUCGCCCUCAACAGUAUCGACGCUGGGGCGACAUGUGUGGGCGUCCGGAUGGACCUGGAGGCAUUCAAAGUCCAGGUCAUCGACAACGGCGUAGGGAUGAACGCAGAAGACAUGGCGUGUGUUGGGAACAGAUACUUCACCAGCAAAUGUAACUCAUUGGGCGACCUGGAAAACCUCCGCUUUUAUGGCUUCAGGGGUGAGGCCAUUGCAAGUAUUGUUUCUUUAGCCACUCUUGUCGAAGUCUCAUCCCGGGCUCGAAACACAGGCAGGACCCUCGUAAGAAUAUUCAAGGAUGGAAAAGCGAUGGAGGUUUUUGAAAAAGACACACCUCGACCCACUGCUGGUACCACUGUUGUCAUUUGCAACUUCUUCCACAACAUGCCAGUUCGCAGGAAGAGGAUGGACCCUAUCCUGGAAGGUGAGCGGAUCAGACACAGGGUGGAGGCCAUCUCUUUAAUGCACCCCUCUGUGUCCUUCACCCUGAAGAAUGACUGCACAGGAGUCAUGUUGGUACAGCUUCCUAAAGCCAGAGAUACAUACCACAGGUUCAUUCAGAUACACACCCUGGCCCGGGCUCAGAAGCUGGUAGAAAUCCAGUACACCCAUGCCCAGUUUGAGGUGACUGGUUACCUUGGCAGGGAGGGCCACUACAACAACAGCUUGCAGUUCUUGUAUGUAAACGACAGGCUGCUUUUAAAGACACGUAUACACAAGGUGCUAAACUCCCUUCUGCGCAGGGUCAGUAGUCCAACUCAGAAGAAUGACAGCCCGGACAAACUGUCAGCCAUCAGGAGCCCAAAGCAGAAACGCAGCCAAGAUCUGCAUGGAAUAUACAUCAUUAAUAUUAAAUGUAUCUAUUCAGAAUAUGAUAUUAGCCUUGAGCCUGCCAAAACUCUAAUCGAGUUCAAAGACUGGGAUGGUGUUUUGCUGUGCAUCGAGGAGGCCGUGAAAGUGUUUCUGCGCAGGGAGAACUUGGUGCUCUCCCAAGAUGACUUGCACGAUGCGUCACCGAGAUUGCUUAAAGCUGAGAGUGCAGAGCGAGAAGACGACAGAGGAGACCAAAACGUCCAUGCGGCAUCUAGUUGUACGGCUGUGAUGACUCUGGCCUCGGAAUCUGUUCAUCGCAAACCAAACAUUGGUGUUUGUCAGGAGUCAGCACAGGUAGAUGCUGAGGAGGAGAUGGCUGGAAGUGAAAGAUGCUUUCAUGAUCAUACUACACUAGUCAUGACAAGAGAAGACGCUGAAAAACAGAUGAAAUCAUCACACAUUUCCUCACCUGAAAGUAUAAAUUCAUGUGCCAGCGUCAAUCAAACACCUCUUGAUUCUAACAGUAUAAACCAAGUAGACUGCCAGGAUGCAGCAGGAGAAGAAAGGGCACACACUGCUAACAAAAAGAUACGCCUGUCCUGUCCGUUCAUUCACAAAUGUCUGCAGCAGCCCCCCCUGAGCACCAGGAAAGUAUUUGUGCAGCCACAUUCAAAACACAAGAUCUCACUUGAUGCAGGCAAUCGUGGAUCCUUAGAGGAAACCCACAGAAUUUCUGCUCCUGCUGUCUGCUUGAAGAUCUCCAAAGUGGCAUCUAAAGAGUCUGGAUCACUUGACAAGUUCAGAAGAAUUUAUGGAAAAUCUGCUGAACCAAAGGUCCCCUCAGUGGACACUCCAACUCACAUUGGACAACUUCAGACAAACCUUGUAGUGCAUCACCACAAGUUGCGACUGCAGAAUGAUGUUAAAGAUGCCCAAGAGGGAGAAGAUGGAAGCACAACAACACACUCGGGAUUCACCAAGCUAAAAGACAUCUCAGGUCAAACUAAUGUCAAGCAAUCUUUAGCAAGUAAACUCAGCCAUCUAAAACAACACGAGAAAGAAGAUGCAAAAGUACCAUCAAGUUGUGUUUCUCAGGACAAUUCUAGUCUCAUUAGUAAUGAGGGCUUACAAGACACCAAUAAUAAUGUCUGUGAGACGGCACCUGUUGUGGAGCCCAGCGAGGAAUGGCCGACCACAACAAAUACAGACUGGCUCCAUCACUAUGAUGCGUGCAAGGGAAAAACUGUGUAUGUCAACAAAGUCACUGGGCUCAGCAGAUACGAGGAACCACCGAUGGAGGAAGCACAGGCCCGCUGCACAUCUGAUGUCACCAACAUGGCCGUCAGUGUUGUCUCUGAAACAGGGGUGGAGUACAAGUGUUACCCCUUUCAGGCGGAGCUGGUGCUGCCCUUCCUGCCUAAAUCCAGAGGUGAAAGAGUGCUUAGUUCAGCGACCGAUGUCGCAGCUGACAAUGUUGACACCUGUGACUCGCUCUCCUCUUUGUACUCAAACUGGAACAACCCAGUGUUUGUGCGUCCCCCUGAGGUGGGUGUGGACAUCUCAAGUGGACAAGCUGGCGGGCUGGCUGUAAAGAUCCACAACAUCCUCUUUCCAUAUCGCUUCUCGAAGACCAUGAUACACUCAAUGAAGGUGAUAAACCAAGUUGAUAACAAGUUUCUUGCAUGUAUCAUCAAUACAAGGGAUGACACUGACAGUGAAGGGAAUCUUUUGGUGAUGUUGGACCAACAUGCCGCACACGAGAGAGUGCGUCUUGAAAACCUAAUAGCAGAUUCCUUUGAGGAAGAUCCAAAUGCACCUGGUGAGAGACGUCUGUGUUCUUCCACUAUUUUACCACCUCUUCACAUCUGUGUAACAGAAGAGGAACAAAGGCUGCUGAGGUCUUGUCAGGCUCAUUUGCGGCGCUUGGGCCUGGAAGUGGCUUUCUCACAGUCGGGGGAUUCCCAAGUGCUUGUAGGCAAGGUGCCCGUGUGUUUCUUGGAAAAAGAAAAUAACGAGCUACGGCGGAAGAGGCCAUCUGUUAUCAAACGUGUCGUUGAGGAUUACCUCGAAGAGCAGAUGGAGGUAAGGCUGGAACGUCCAAUCUACUGUAUCGUGUUACUCCGCUCCACUGGCAGAGUGAGAGGAACUCUACCGCUCACUGUGCUGAAAGUCCUUGCCUCUCUAGCAUGCCAUGGCGCCAUCAAAUUCAACAACCGCCUGAACCGAGAUGAGUGCCACAGCUUGGUAGCGUCCUUGUCUUCCUGCCAGCUGCCCUUCCAGUGUGCCCACGGCCGUCCAUCCAUCGCUCCCCUCGUCGACAUCCUCCAUUUGGACCCGAACCAAAAUGAACUUCAGAAACCCAACCUAGGAAAGUUGAGAAGGAUGUACAAAGCAUGGGAACUGUAUGGGAAGAGAUGACGCUGUGUUUUUCCUUCAUGAAAUAUUUGAAAAACCUUCAUGAAAUAUUUUUGAAAAACUACUUCAUUUGAUAACGUAAAAGUCCCUGUCAUAUCCUAAAGCUGUAAACAAUAUAAAAUCAAAACAUAGCUGACGUGGUGUCAUCCAGCGACCUGCCACAACACAAUGACCACAAUCCUAAUGAGAUCCAAUGUAAGAGCUUUAUCAAUACUGUCUGGCUAGAGCUUAUUACGAUCCAUCUUGUCUUUUCAUAUACUGGACACUUAUUGGCAAACCUGCACAAGCAGUUUCAAUUUGAAAGUUCUGUGUGAAAUGAAUGACUACAAAACGUACAUUAUAUUUAUAUGAUGACUUAUACUCAACAUGGAACAGAGUGUGAGUGUUUUUUUCUUCCUAGGACACUGAUGGAUGUACACUUCUGAUGUGCCUGAGCAUUAUUAUUUGUAGAGCCUGAUCAAUAAGGCAUUUUCAUUGAGCAUGCUCUACACUCGUCCUUUGUAUUAUCAGUGGAAUUGAAAUGCCUCCAAAUUUUACUGCACUCAUUUUCUCUCUAUUCCAUUGCGUCGUCCCUUUUGUGCCAAAUUUUAGCAACAAUUUUUGACGAAAACCAAAUCAUACAAAACCGUGGUUUGACUGUAUAAUAAAGAACCAGCAUAUUGUUCAAUGAUUUACAUUCAAAACCAAGCAUCGUUAUCAAAAAGGCAGUUUUUAAAAAAUUGGGUCUCAGUAGAUGUUAUGUACUGUGAACACCAGGGCUGUCCAAAGUACGGGCAUUUGCGGAUGUUUUUUGGAGAAAUUAUUGGCCUUUUAUUGUGGCCAGCCUAAGGCACACCUGUGCAAUAAUCAUGUUGUCUAAUCAGCAUCUUGAUAUCUCACACCUGUGAGGUGGAUGGGUUAUCUCGGCAAAGGAGAAGUGCUCACUAACACCGAUUUAGACAGAUUUGUGAACAAUAGUUGAGACAUAUA
Dunckerocampus dactyliophorus (ringed pipefish) is the source of this 4517-nucleotide messenger RNA. RefSeq names its product mutL homolog 3 (E. coli) (gene mlh3). Gene Ontology annotation, molecular function: mismatched DNA binding; ATP binding; ATP hydrolysis activity. Lineage: Eukaryota; Metazoa; Chordata; Actinopteri; Syngnathiformes; Syngnathidae. The record is from RefSeq and is a predicted model, not a curated record. The transcript has 12 exons. Gene Ontology annotation, cellular component: mismatch repair complex. The coding region runs from base 243 to 3551 and encodes 1102 amino acids. Gene Ontology annotation, biological process: mismatch repair.